Messenger RNA from Ruditapes philippinarum (Manila clam), 533 nucleotides. RefSeq names its product m7GpppX diphosphatase-like. Gene Ontology annotation, molecular function: hydrolase activity; RNA 7-methylguanosine cap binding. Gene Ontology annotation, biological process: deadenylation-dependent decapping of nuclear-transcribed mRNA. Gene Ontology annotation, cellular component: P-body; nucleus. The transcript has 2 exons. NCBI's taxonomy places the organism in Eukaryota, Metazoa, Mollusca, Bivalvia, Venerida, Veneridae. The record is from RefSeq and is a predicted model, not a curated record. The annotation marks the transcript as partial.
UUUCAGAAUGUAAAUGCAUCGUUCGACAAAAACAAAACACUCGAUGUAGUAAUUUUUGAAGACGCUGAUCUAGAAACAGGCUUCAGUCUGAACCAAGUAUACAAUAUCAGAAAGGCAGACAAUAGUGACUUGUACUUGGUGGUAAUAGCUCGUAAACUAGGAAUUAAAUCUCUUAGAGACCUUGACACAUCAUCUCUUCCACUUCUUAUGAAUAUCUUAGGGAAAGGACAGACAGUCGUAAUGGAUAGAUUUGGAAUAUCUCCAAGUAAGCUUAAUAUGUUUGUCCUGUAUCAGCCACCAUACUAUCAUUUUCAUGUAAUCUUCAAACACGUAGAGCUAGAAGAUCCGCUAUUUACGCCUGAUUCGGCGCACCUGCUCACUGACGUCAUCGAUAACAUAAAGCUGAUGGGAGACUACUACAAGAAGAAAAGCAUAACCUUUGUCAAUACUGAUCAUGAUAUGUACUAAAUAUACAAAAUAGCUGGUUACUUUGCAGAGAAAUUCGUCACCUGCGUCUUCCAUUCUCAACGUUU